ACUUCCUAAGUUACAUAUAAGAAAAAAUGAUGUUGAAUGAUUCUUAACUGCUGUUUGUAGGUAUUACACAAUAUAUCCAAAUUGAAAAACUAAUCCUGCAAUGAUAUUUUUAGAACUUGGGCUUCAUAAGUGUUUUGUAGCACAGCUGUAUUAGAGGGCAGCUGUCAGAUUAUUAAAUUAGAUGUUUUUAGGUGCCUUUAUUUGUCUCACACAUUACCCUCUUGACCUUGCUUUAUUAUUCUUUUUGAUUUGUGUAGUAGUAACUGAAAUCCAGAAUGAUUUUUGUACUACACUGGAGAGGUUUUGAUGUUACAAGUAAUGAUAAUAUUCCUACACUCUGAGCAUAUUGCCACACAGACACUUUACAUACAUGCAUCUGACUGCUGUUGUAUUCCAGCAUGCACUGAGACCCGUUUUAUUCUGUUACUCUGAAAGUGCAUAGAAAUGCCAGGAUAAUUAUUCACGUCAUUCACGUUUGUUUUAUUUACAUGAACACAAUAUUAGUCAAUAUAUUUUAAAUGUAUUGGCCACUACAAAUAGGUGCUAUUUUGAGCUCUGGGGAGACAAUUUAAAAUAAAAUGUCACACGACUUACCAAAGCCAUUUUCAUAUUUUACUAUUGCUCUGAUUUGAGCCAACAUUUAAUUUAGAAGGAUGUCAUAAGACCAAAUCUGCAGAAUCCUAAAGAAGCGCAGCAACAGGAGUUCUCGCCCGUGUCGCAACGGGAUGGACUGAAAUAGCGCUGUAAACAGUGUGGCUGUGAGCGCGUACGCAUAAACAGAGCUUCGUGACUACAGCUUCUCCAUCAUAGUAAUUAAAACCCAGAAUGGAUUUGACUUUAUGACACUCAACACUGGCUCCUGUGGCUAUCACCUAAUAUCCUGUCUCAUUACAAAGUCUUAAAAUGUCCUGGACCGGGACUUGUUUACCCGACAAUACGGACAGGGUCUAGAAUUACACAGCCGACAAGGGGGGUGCGAGUUUUAAUCCAACCUCUGGGGCUGUUACGUCACGCAGCAGCCAGCUGCUGUGAGGAUGCUAACGUAAAUGUUUUUCAACAAGUGAAGGCACUGGAGCUGCCAGAGAAACUUCAGAGCGCACAUCCCUCUAACGCUUGUGUGGUGUCUGUUUCCGCUUUAUAAAAGAGCUGCUCCAGAGGCUUUGGGAUCAUCGGGCCGGAUUCCGCCUUCUGGACCGCAGUGUUAUAAUGCAGCGGUUGCGUACUUAAUUAAAAGUAAAAGACAAACAACAGUUUCACGAAGAACCUCAGCCAGGACUGGGAGCAGCAUCCGAGGCGGCGACUAGAGCACAGACCAGCAGACUCGAUUUCCAGGCACAGCAUUCGCGUCUGAAAAAGAAAUGCGAAGAGCUGAAGAAGCGCUACGGACGAGAAAAGGAUGAAUGGAUGAGAGAAAAAGAACAACUAUUGAGAGAAGUGGCUGAUAUACAAGGUGGGGAAAACAGAAGGAUUUUGCUGGAUUUAAGGUCCGUUUUGGGAGACGUUCAGUCGGAUUUAAAACGGGAGGAGUCGAAGAGAAGUGACUUGCAGCUGCAGUACACGAAGGACCGGUGUGCUUGGGACCUAGAGAGAGCAGAACUGAAAUGUCGCAUCGCACAGCUGGAAGCGCAGCGGAGUAACGCGCGUCUGGACCAGGCGGGCCCCGGAGCGGAGCGGAAGAGGUUGCUGGCGGACACCCACACGGUGGCUAUGGACCUGCGCCGGCAGCUGGAGCACAGCGAGCAGGGCUGGCUGAGAGAGAAGGGGGAGCUGCUGGAGCGCUUCGACGGCGAGAGGAGGGAGUGGGAGAGCCAGCUGAGGGACAUGCAGCAGCGCAUCGAAGAGCUGUACCAUGAAGUAAAGGCAAGACGGGAGGGCGCUGUGACUGGGCAGGAGCAUGGGACCCACGCCGAAGCACUGAGGCUCAAUUUACAUUCCGGCCGUUCUGGAUCCAGUGGCCUUACCGGCCCUGCGGAUCAAAGGUUUGACCAUGUCACAGAGCACGACAUUUCAGAGGCAGAGGAGACUCUUCGCGACAGUUCUGGACAGAAAUUAAGAAGCUUUCCAGUGCCUAUGGGAAACGAGCCAUCCAUCAAAUCAUCUAACAGCUUCCAAAAUAGUAAUGACUGCCAAAAUAAUGGGACAUGUGGGAAUGACAAAAAGAAAUAUACCAGCGCUCUUAAUGCGGCAUUAAAGGAAAUAGCAAAAGUAAGUGAGGAGCUGUGCAGCUAUCAGGAUGAAAUAAGAAAAACAAGUCUCCAUAGAAGGAGCAGAACUCCGUCGACAUCAUUUAUGAAGGAAUUUGAGGAAGCCCAGAAUAUAAAGAACAAAGCUUUUCCACCGUUUCAAUCAAACAACGGAGACUUGGCUUUGAAUUCAAAAUGGUCCGGAGAUUUGAGUAUUACAGAGGAAGAAAGCAACAGCAUUAACGGGGUCAGCAUGACCAGGGACUUGAAUGACAGCUUUGGAAAUGAAGCAGACUCAGGGACUAAUCCGUCUCUGAGGAAGAUAGAAGCCCCGCCGGUUCCUCCUCGCACAACAUCCUGGUAUUUAACGAGUUCAGCAGCCCCUGAACCUGCGGACCUUCAUCUGCCUGAGUCCAAAAAAACCCGGGAGACACAGGAAUCACUGAGUGAGAGGAAAUGCAGCAGCCCAUCAGUUCUGAAAAAGUUUGGAGCCAUGCUUCAAGAAAACGAAGGAAAAACACUUACAGAGUCUGGAAUUUUUACCCACAUCGUGCCUGCAGAUCCUAAGUGUAACAUUGGCUGCUGUCAUAGUAGGUGGUCAUGUGAUAUAAGUAGGUUUGGCAGCAGUAAGUCAUCCACAUAUUUGCCUGUCCAAAAAAGUCUGUCGGACGCCAACAUUUUUCCAGCUGAUACAGAGUAUUGCCCAGACUACAGUGCGCUUGAGAAUGCCAGUUGCACAAACGUGCAGGUUCAGACUGUAAACAAAGACAUUACAAGAAAAUGGAACUCAUCUUUCAGUUCAGCAGAAAAGGGAAAGUGCACCUUGGGCACACCUUCCACGUACAUUGAAAUGAGCACGCCAAAGAACAAUGAGACUUUAGCAUUGAAAACUGCUGAAUUCAACAGAACUUUGUUCCAGGUGGAUGCGAGUAGUGCUUUAGAGGAGGACAAUGUGAUGUUUGCUGCAGUCACUGCAAGUUCUAGACCCAGUGGUUUGAAUGUAGACUGUGCACUUCGUUAUACAGAGCAUAUGGAUGCUAAUCUCCAUAGUCCAGACAAAAAAGUCUCAGCCUUAACUGAGUGUGUACCAAAUAGUCAUGUAAAUAACACUAGACUGAAAGGCCAGGGAAUAAAAAAUGUCUGUUCUCUCUGGGUUGACAACGCCAAUGGCCAGCAGGACCUCUGGAGACCAAGCAACUUAGCUUCAUGUCCUCGGCCAGUGGAUCCAAGCUCCAAUGAUGGAGCUGUUGAAAAGACUCUGAAGGGCUUUGAGCAGUCCGCUCCUUCCUACCAGACUUCUAAAUGUGGCUGUUGUCGGCAGCAGACCCCUAAUUCUGGAUCUUCCCAAACUCGGCGAGACAGCCUCGUCGAGCUCUUAGACAUGCUUCAAGCCGAACACGAAGCCUCAAGACUUUCAGGCCCCAGACUUCCCAGCCCGAGACUUUCAGAUACUCCUCCCGUGUGGUCGGAUACGCACAAGGGGAUGGAGCUGAAAAUGAACGAGGGCAAUGAUGAACCUCCCUCCUUCUCAACCAAGAAGAAUUUCGCUCGACCCGCCCGGCCGGCAAACAGGCGUCUUCCAGCCCGCUGGGCCGCACGGUCGCCUUCUGCCUCUUCCGCGCAGAGACGCCAUUUUUCCUUCUCCCGCCACCCCGCGACGGUCAUCGUCUGAGCCCCGACAGACGCAGCCCGGCCCCCGCCGCCGCCGCUAGUAUACCUUAUCGCUCUUUGACAAUGCCUUUUAUCUUCUGUAAAUACUUAACUGUUAUUUGUACUGAGCUAUUAAGUGCUUUAAUUGUGUACAUCGACGUACGCAAUAUGUUUUUAGAAUGCAUUAUUUAGAAAUGGACAGAUGAUGCUUACUUCCGAGUCUCCAGCAUUUUCAGUGGCCUACUGUACUUCUGUACUGAUUUGAAUCACAACAUUCUACCAGUUGUUUUUUUUUUCCUUACAAUUUGUUUAAUUAUAAUCUUGUGUAUGUUCUACAACGUUCUGCCAGCGGCAGCCAUGUCAUUGUUACAUGCAUGCUAAUGUGUUUGUUGCAUGUCUGUGUUUAUGAGUAUAUCAGACAUUAUGUAGGUUAUUAUUAACAGACAAUAGACUGAUAUUGUACUUUUCACUAGCAGUUAACCAUCUGUUUACUAUAUUGUCGUUCAACAUGAUUAUGAUAUAUAAUACCAAUUUUAAGUGUUAUAGUAACUGACAGUGAAACAUGUAAUGAGAGUGACGUGUUUUAUUGUCUUUUUCUGAUAAUAAAUAUUUCAAUGCAUUUAUUAAAGUGUGUACUGCUGGAUAUUUUAGAAAAAU
Messenger RNA from Lepisosteus oculatus (spotted gar), 4490 nucleotides. RefSeq names its product MTCL family member 3a (gene mtcl3a). Lineage: Eukaryota; Metazoa; Chordata; Actinopteri; Semionotiformes; Lepisosteidae. The record is from RefSeq and is a predicted model, not a curated record.